Alternaria alternata is the source of this 1211-nucleotide messenger RNA. RefSeq lists its product as hypothetical. NCBI's taxonomy places the organism in Eukaryota, Fungi, Ascomycota, Dothideomycetes, Pleosporales, Pleosporaceae. The transcript has 3 exons. Bases 224 to 1174 code for a protein of 316 amino acids. The record is from RefSeq and is a predicted model, not a curated record.
UCAACCUCCACCCAAUAUCUUGUGUCGCCAAGUAAAUCGGGCUGUGCUACCGCUGACCGGUGAAGGCGUGUUGAGCCAAAAUGAGCGUCAUGCAUAGGCGCCACCGACACGUAAGCCUGAGUUCUGAACACGAAGAAGUCGAGCGUACUUUAACAUUCUGUCAAUACGAUAUUCGUAAUGGGGUUUCUUUCUGUACCGAUUCUGCAGUAAAGACUGCACGACAAUGUCUUCAGACACGGAGUUGCAGCUGGGCCAUCUUCGCGAUGGCUACCCAUCACUCGCUGCCUGGAUCGCUCGCGACCCCGACAACGAAGCCUUCGUCUUUCGAAGAUUCGACAAGCUGGGGGCCAGGUUUAUAUUGCAUUUACAGGCAAAACUGAUCGAUUUGGAGCGCAAAAUUGACCGACAGGAUGAGCAGGCUCGUCUGAGUGCCGACCGGGAGGCCAGAACGUCUUCUCGAAGUUGGGAGACACUCAUGGAGCAUGCGACAGAUAUGAAUAGGAAAGAGAAAGACCGCAUUGAGACUUUGGAAGAGUUAGGUGUCGUUUUGAAGGAAUAUUAUGAGCUAUUGAACUUGCAGUCACAGACACUAGGUCUCCGCAAACCCAGUGAUCGAGUUCUGACCACUUUCCGCGACUUCUUGAAGGGAGCAUCUUUCCGCGAUGAGUAUGGUAAGCCUCAACCAUUACCCCUCAUCGGAGGGGCAGCGCAAGGCUUCCUAGACGAAGAAGGCGAUCUCCUCAUGCUGGCUGCGCCCGUCGAAGAGGAUCACCUCUCACUCUUCCUGCGAGAUUACUGGCCAUUUCAAAAGCGCAGAGCUCAAGACCCACUCGACCGCACGGCGAUAUACAAGAAUUCGCACAUCGUGCGAACAGUAUCUGCCUUGAACAUGAUGCUUGCCGCUGUUCUUUUGAUUGGCGCGAUUGUCAAUUUGUAUUAUGUAUCCAGCCCGAAAGCGAAGCUGGGCCUCGUAGCGAUGUAUACUGCACUCUUUGCGCUAAGCGUUGCGUUGUUAACAACAGCAAAGCGAGCGGAGGUUUUCGCUGCUGCUGCGGCUUAUGCAGCUGUGCUUGUCGCGGUGUUCGUGAGUGGGGACCUGGGUGGUGCUUCGACCGAACAAUGCCUAAUACAGCUCGAAGGCGGCAUUUGGAAGACCGUUAAAUGCCCUGGAUGAAGGAAUGGAAACCUACGAGGACCAUGUCAAUUUCCGC